Messenger RNA from Protopolystoma xenopodis, 486 nucleotides. The record is from the annotation of a GenBank genome assembly. Lineage: Eukaryota; Metazoa; Platyhelminthes; Monogenea; Polystomatidea; Polystomatidae.
AUGCUCAGAUCCGCAAUCGGAGAAAUGACCAAAAAUGUAUCGAUUUUGUCCAAUAAUCACUCUCUCUCCCUUAGAAAGCUAUUUUACCAACAAACACUAUUCACAUUAUUCAUAAUAUCUUUACUGCUUUUGUCCGAAGUUCCGAAGCUAAACAUUUUGAGGGUGGCUUUAGAAAUUGAGCGCCAAAUAAUCGGCUUUCUUUUCUUUCCCCAAUCAGGAAAUACUAAAUCUUACAGUCACGUGGGAGAGGAAGAGGAGGAGGAGGAGGUGGAAGAGGAGCAAGGGGAGAAAGAAGAAGAGGGAAAGGAGGAGGACGAUGGUGAGGAAGAGGACUCUGUGGCGUCUGAGCCGAAAAGCUACUAUGUUGAUCCGACGACCUACGAGGAUCCAAGUCAGGCCAUACAGGAUUUCACGAAAGAACUUGAUCCCAGCUGGGUGGAGAUCGAAUCUGUAAUUGGAGGAGGUGAGUACAAAAUCGCUUGGUAA